AUGGUUACCUCAACUCCAUAUUAUGCACAAGCUAAUGGGCAGGUGGAGGCAGCAAAUAAAAUCUUGAUAAGUCUGAUUAAGAAGCAUAUCGGGAAUAGGCCCCGAACAUGGCAUGAGACUUUAAGCCAAGUAUUAUUGGCUUAUCGAAAUUCACCAAGGGGGUCAACAAGUACUUCACCCUAUAAAUUGGUUUACGGCCAUGAUGCAGUGCUACCACUAGAGAUUAAUUUGAAUACUUUGAGAGUAUCAAAACAGAAUGAUUUGCCAGUUGAUAAUUACUGGAAUGCAAUGUUUGAUGAGUUGAAUGAAUUGGAUUUAGAGCGAAUCCUAGCACUUGAGAGUAUGAUUCGACAAAAAGAAAGUGUUGCUCGAAGUUAUAAUCGUCGAAAAGAAAAGUGUUUCAGUGUAAAAUACAGAGUAAAAGCCGAAAAUUCAAAGGUAGAAUUCAAAAGAUCAGAUAAAAGUUGGUUGAGAAGGGUAUCCUUGAUCCAUGCAGCAGGUGUUGUUACAGCAGUGGUUGAUCAGGUUCCACAUGAGAUGUGA
This is a messenger RNA of Arachis stenosperma, 543 nucleotides long. RefSeq lists its product as uncharacterized. Gene Ontology annotation, molecular function: nucleic acid binding. The record is from RefSeq and is a predicted model, not a curated record. The transcript has 3 exons. Bases 1 to 543 code for a protein of 180 amino acids. Gene Ontology annotation, biological process: DNA integration. Lineage: Eukaryota; Viridiplantae; Streptophyta; Magnoliopsida; Fabales; Fabaceae.